UUCUUACUGUAGAAGCUUUAGAAAUUGUUUCAAGAACUUUUUUAUUUUCUGUUCUCUGUGUAAAUAAUAUUUAGAUAUUGAAAGAGUAUAAAUAAUAAAUAUUUCAAACUUUUAGAUCAUAAUUUCGAUUUUUUCCUGUUUUUAGACUUGUGCGUGUGUGUAGAUCAUUUGUUGCUCUUCUUUUUUUAACCCCGCGAAUUCGAACAUAAUGAUGAACCCGAUAGUUUUGAAUGCUCAUCAGUCGAUAUUUCCUCAGUUGAUCUUCGAUCACUUCAGUAGGAAUGUCGUCAUCCUCUUUUAUUUCUUCAAUCCCUACUAAUCACACAAUAUUCGCUACUCCUGCUUCUAAGAAAUACUCAGUACCGAAUGCGGAGCACAGCUAUUUUUAUAUUCCCCCGUGCAAAUCUGUUGUUAGUUCUGAAAAGCCGCUAACAGUAUUUAUGAAGCGAGAUGUCAUUGAUGGUUUAGAGAUGGAAUGGAUUGAACACUCGCCACGAGUAGUUCUUCUUUAUGCAUUUGCUGCAAUUCUGACUAUUGGAUACUAUGCAGGAUCUUUCGUUUUUCAGUAUGGAAACUAUACCCCAAGGAAGAAAAACAAUAUUUUUGAUGAAGCUUUUCUGACUCGUGUCGUGAUUGUGCAAUGGCUGAUACUUCUCGCUAUACUGUUUUCCGGAGUAUUUCUCUACCGCCGUCUCUUCAUGCCACUCUACAUUUUCCUUGCAGUCAUGGCCACAAACGGAACUCUCGUACUUUUUAUGCUCAAAGUGAAGCAGCUAGUUGAUGCACGGAUAAACAUCAUGGACAUCUCGUUGAAUAUGCUCGGCCUUCUACUAUUCUGCGCAGUUUUACACGAUAUUGUCUAUUUCUACGCAAUCCAUUUGAAGUUGGUUGAGUCACGUCCCGUCCUUGUUCCUGGCUUCCGCGUAUACGAUGCAACAAUGCCGAAUCACUAUUCGACUAUUCAUUCAACUCGGAUGGCACCAAACAAGAAUGCUUCAUGUGAAACCGUAGAUAUAGUAUAAGAGAUUAUUAAUUCAUCCUUAAUAGCAUAUUAUCCCUAUUCAUAACUUAUUCUAUUGCUCCAAUGAUUGUUGAUAAGCUCGGUCCUAUAAUAUAUUCUCCUAACGUUGAAUUCAUAUCCAAAGCCUAUUGUGAUUUCGAUUUAAAAUCGACUAUUCAUUUAUUUCAAGAAUAACUUGUACUUGCUUGAUUUAUUAACAGGAUUAUCUAUAUAAUUUAAUAAAUUCAGUCACGCUCUU
Molecule: messenger RNA, 1259 nt
Organism: Caenorhabditis elegans
Lineage: Eukaryota; Metazoa; Nematoda; Chromadorea; Rhabditida; Rhabditidae
Gene: T21C9.13
Product: DUF4149 domain-containing protein
Exons: 4
Coding region: 282-1022 (246 amino acids)
Source: RefSeq, marked reviewed